AUGUACCGCUCCACCCCCAUUCUCAUCCUGCUCGCCCUCCUCCCCCAGAUCCUCGCCCAAUGGGUGACCCAAACCCAAAUAGACCCAGACUCAGGAAUCACAUACCUCGACCGAGUCUCCUACAGUCGAGCCGGUGCGGCAGUCGCCACACAAAUCUUAUCGACGUUUGGCGAUGAACUCCUCGCUGCGGCGACGACGACCGGACCACCGCGAAUCGUCGGCCAACCAGGCACAAACACAGGCGCAGCAACAAUCGUAUUUCAGUUCACCUCCGCAGACGGCAACGUCUACGAGGCCACCUUUACCCCGACCUACCAGUCACCAUCACCCACCAUCCCUCCCCAAGUGGGGACGAUCAUCUCCCCAGAGGACUGGACGUUCACGCAAGCUGCAGCUGUUACUGGCCCUGCGGUCACUAGCGGUGCAGAGCGGAUAUGGCCACUGGCUCAGUGGGGGAGGGUAAUGGGUUUUGUUGGCGCUGGGGUGGUUAUAGGAGCCUGGUGGGUGCUGUAG
Dacryopinax primogenitus is the source of this 513-nucleotide messenger RNA. RefSeq lists its product as uncharacterized. Bases 1 to 513 code for a protein of 170 amino acids. The record is from RefSeq and is a predicted model, not a curated record. The transcript has 3 exons. Lineage: Eukaryota; Fungi; Basidiomycota; Dacrymycetes; Dacrymycetales; Dacrymycetaceae.